Messenger RNA from Colletotrichum karsti, 642 nucleotides. RefSeq lists its product as uncharacterized. The transcript has 2 exons. NCBI's taxonomy places the organism in Eukaryota, Fungi, Ascomycota, Sordariomycetes, Glomerellales, Glomerellaceae. Bases 1 to 642 code for a protein of 213 amino acids. The record is from RefSeq and is a predicted model, not a curated record.
AUGGCACCGGAAUCAUCCCAGACAGGAAGGAACACUGGCCCCCAUUGCCUCUUCAAAAACUGGCGCCUAGGCCCGGAAAAGCUCCCAGACACUCACAUCAACAACGUCCUCCUCGCAGGAUACUCACGCUUCGGCAACAAGACGCCCAAGGAGUUCAUUGACAGAUGGUACCCGAACAACACCACACAAGCCCAAUGGCCCAACCCCCAAUGGGACGGCUUCCUCUCCGGCCCUCCUCAACAGCUUACCAUCCUCCGCCCAACCCCCGGGACGAAAGUUCUCAUCGACCGCUUCGGCAAGGAAGACACGCCCUACUUCGCCCCCUUCAACACCGCCUUCGCCAACCGCAGCCUCUCCCCGGCCAGCCUCAACUUCACGAUCACCCCCGAAGCCGAGCUCGCCCGCAGGGUCGACGACUCCGACGCGGACAUGUACCGCGUGUACGAGAUUGCGAAGCCGUUUGAGGUCUUUGCGGGCGCUUGUGCGCCCGGGUUCGAGCAGCCCGGCGGCGGGACGCAGUAUGUUGUUAAGGACAGGACGAGUGCGAGAGGCUUGGUUGAGGGGGGGUUCUUGAGAAGGCUGAGGUGGGAGGAGGUUGUUGCUUUGUAUAAGGGUAUCGUGGAGGGAGAGGAUCGUGGCUAG